This is a messenger RNA of Coffea eugenioides, 2334 nucleotides long. RefSeq names its product zinc finger BED domain-containing protein RICESLEEPER 2-like. The transcript has 7 exons. Gene Ontology annotation, molecular function: protein dimerization activity; DNA binding. The record is from RefSeq and is a predicted model, not a curated record. Gene Ontology annotation, biological process: signal transduction. Bases 1 to 2334 code for a protein of 777 amino acids. NCBI's taxonomy places the organism in Eukaryota, Viridiplantae, Streptophyta, Magnoliopsida, Gentianales, Rubiaceae.
AUGGGCAGCAACCGUGAGGAGGCUGCUGUGCCCUGGCCGAUGUCCGCAGCAAAUCUGCUGCGCUUUUGUCCCAGAGAGCUCAUAGCUCUGUUACCCAGCAACCACCACCAGGCGUGCAUCUCCUACUGCCACCAUGGAAAAACCACCAUGGUCUCUCAUGGCAGCUGCAACUGGCGGCAGCCCUUGCAGCCGCAACAUCGCAGCAGCCGCAGGCUCCAGCCAUUCUUGGACUGCAAGAACUUGAAACCCGGAGAUGAAUUGAAGAAGAACUUAGACAUGGCAGUGCUCAAAUCUAAGGUUGGAAUUCCCGUGUUUUCACCCCAUUUUUGUGAAUCCUACUUCUGCUGUCAUGAAUUGUCCCUCAUGAUAGACUCAAACAAGAAGGUUAUCCCGAUCUAUUGUGACGUAAAACCUAAUGAGCUUAAGAUUAAGGCUUGGAGAAGCUGCUCCACAGAAGAUCUGGAAAGGUUUAAUCGAGCCCUCCAUGAGGCAAAAGAAAGGAUUGCAAUAACGUUUGAUACAUCCACGGGGAAUUGGUCCGAUUUCCUAGCAAAAGUUUCUGCUGCAGUCAAAGAGAACUUGGACGAGUGCAAUCACUGCAAAGAACUAUUUGCCAAAAGUCCAUCUGGAGCUACUUCUCAACACAAGCGUCACCUCAAAAAUUGCCUACAAAAGAGACUGGCUGUUGGGGAGGAAAAUCGAAAGAGGCAGCAAGUGUUAUCCUUUACCGAAGGACCCUCGGAUGGUAUAACUUCUAUAACUAAUUUCUCCUAUGAUCAUGCUAAAGUACGAGAGUUAGCAGCUCAUAUGGUUCUUGUGCAUGAGUAUCCUUUCUCUAUGUUGGACCAUGUUGCUUUUAACAAGUUCAUGAAAGCUGCAUCUCCAUUUUAUAAAAAGAUUAAUCGGCAAACAGUAAAGGAAGAUUGUGUGACUGCUUACAUGCUUGAAAAGAGAAGGCUGAGAAAUAUUAAAAGUGAUUGGGUGUUACAAAAACGGGUUCUAAAUUUUUGUAAUGUCCCACCUCCUCACACGGGGGUAAUUAUUGCCAAUGCUUUAAGUAAGUGUUUUCUUGAGUGGGGUAUUGAGAAUAAGGUUUCUACUAUCACUGUGGACAAUGCUUCUUAUAAUGAUGUAUGCAUUAGGAGAGUUAAAGAGGAUUUUUCUCUAAGAAAAAGGUUGAGCAUUGGAGGAAAAAUUUUUCAUAUUAGGUGUUGUGCCCAUAUACUUAAUUUGCUUGUUCAAGAUGGGUUUAACCAAAUUGUUGAUGUGAUUGAUGUUGUUCGAGAGGGGAUUAAAUAUUUGAAAAUUUUAGAGUCUCGUCUCAAUGAAUUUGCCAAAAUAAAAAAACAACUUCAAUUGCCUUCUAAAAAUCUCAUUUUGGACUGCCCAACUAGGUGGAACAACACUUAUUUGAUGUUGGCUUCAGCUCUAGAGUUUAGGGAUGUAUUUCCCAGGUAUGGGGACAUUGAUCCUGGGUUUCACUAUGUCCCAAGUGAGCACGAGUGGAUGAAAGUUGAAGAAGUUUGUAAAUUUUUUGGUAUUUUUUAUGAGAUCACCAAUAUUAUUUCUGGAUCCGAUUACCCAACAGCUAACCUUUUUCUUGUAGAGUUGUAUAGGAUUAAAGAGCUAUUAAAUGAAAAAGCUCUCGAUUUUUCUGAUCAUAUUAGGUUUACGGCUGAGAGUAUGGCACAAAAAUUUGACAAGUAUUGGAGUGAAAGCAAGCUAUUCUUGAUCCGAGAUGCAGCCCCUAGGUAUAUUGAUGAGAUUAGAUGCAUUCUUUAUGACCUCUAUAAUGAAUAUGUGGAUGCUCACAUCUCAUCUCAUGGUGAGGAACCACAAAGGGAAGCUGGAAAACGAAAACAUGCAGAACUUUCAAGUAAAUCUACCCAAGGGGCUGCUAAAAAGCUUGGAGUUAAUGUUUUAACAGGGAAAGAAAAAUUUCAGAUGAUUGUUAGUGAAAUUGACAAGACUCUCCCUGAAAAAUCAGAUUUAGAUGUCUAUUUGGAAGAGGGCGGAUAUGUUUGUGAUGCAAAUGCAAAUCUUGAUGUCCUGAGUUGGUGGAAAGGGGAAAGAUGGAGGUUUCCUAUAUUGUCAAGAUUGGCAAGUGAUGUACUCGAUAUUCCAGGUACAACCGUGGCGUCCGAAUCUACUUUCAGUGCUGGUGGUAGAAUAAUCGAUGAUAUGCGUGCUUCUAUGUCUGUUGAAACGGUGCAAAUGCUACUUUGUGGGAAUGAUUGGAUCCGCAAUCUUCAUGGGUUAAAAAACAAGUCUCGUGAACCACUCGAUAUUCCCGAAUCAUCUACAAUUGAAGAAAUUGAUCUUCCGGACAUUUGA